AUGCUACUUCGUUCGGGAAAUGCGAAAUUGCUUAGCAAAAACAAUAAAAAAAUGAGCUCUUGCCCACAUCAACGAGUCGCCAAUUUUGGGAAAUCUUCAACAUUGAGAUGUUCGAGUGAAGACUGCACAUCGCAAGGCGUUUGGCAAUGUGGAACGUGUCAAGAAAAUUUCUGUGGAGUACGCGGGAAAAGUCAUUGUCUUUUACAUCAUAAGAACACCAACCAUCCAAUUUUCAAAAACAUCAAGAAUGAUCGAUUAUGGUGCCACGAUUGCGACAAGGAAAUCCCAAGGUUAUUGAAAAAAACGACUUCGAAUCAAAUAACGCAACGAAAAUCAAGAGGAGCAGCAUUGGCUCGUCUCACGCGAUCUCGCGGACGUCCACUGGAAGAAUGUGCAUUAGAGUCACGACCAAUCGCGAAAUCAAACGAUGACUUCUUUGACUCAAUAUGUCCACGAGGGCUAACCGGAUUGUUGAACCUGGGGAACACUUGUUACUUCAACGCGGCGUUGCAAGCGCUUUCCAAUUGCUCUCCAUUUGCUUCUUUCUUCAGAUAUAAAGCGAAUCUUCGACCUUGGUCAACAAGACAGCCGAUUGUUUCAAAUGCGAUGGCGCAAAUCAUUCAAAAGUUAUGGGCCGAACAACGAGAACCAUCGAUUGCUCCAACUGUCUUGCUGAUGCGUAUCCGGGAAGAGUUCCCACAGUUUCGAGGCUGGGCCCAACAAGAUGCACAGGAAUUAAUCCGGUGCUUGUUAGAGCUACUUCAUCGAGAGCUUGGCCAACCGAUCUUCUCCUAUGAGAAUCAGCUGGCAAAUGAUGAAUGGCUGCCGAAUGAGGAUGGAAACGGUGACAGUGGACUGAGCUCGGACAGUGAGCAAAGCGGCGUCGGUGAUCAACAAGCGUCCACUUCAAGGAGUCGAAGUGUAAACGAGCGACCGAUUGGUUUCCGCAGUAUCGUCAGUGAAGUAUUCGACGGAAAGCUUGAGAGCAGUGUCCGAUGUUUAACCUGCAAUAAUCUCAGCACAACAACGGAGACUUUCCAGGACCUAUCAUUGCCGAUUCCAAGCAUGGAACAGUUAGAGAAAAUGGCACAGGAAUCGAGUACGCUUGGCUCGUCGACAUCGAUCGUUUCGAAGUUGAUGAACUGGGCCCGGUGGUGGCUUUCAUGGGUAGUGCCCCAAUCGAUUUCCCUUGAAGAUUGUCUCGAUGCAUUUUUCACUCCCGAUAAACUUGUUGGCGACGACAUGUACAGCUGUGAGAAAUGCAAAAAAUUGCGAAACGGAGUCAAAACGUGCUUGAUGUCGCAAUUGCCGGAAGUGCUUUGCAUUCACCUCAAACGAUUUCGACAUGACAACUUCUCGAGUUCAAAGAUCUGGACUCGUGUCGAUUUCCCACUUUUUGGCCUCGAUGCUUCACGGUGGAUGGCCGAUGUUCGAGGAGAGGCCAAUUAUGAGCUGUGUGGUCUUGUUACACAUGAAGGCAGUGGAGCCGAUUCAGGACACUACAUUGCCUAUUGUCGAAAUGAAAUCGACUCUAACUGGUAUGAAUUCGAUGACUCUACUGUCACUAAAGUCGACGCCGCAUAUGUGAUGACAAAAGAGGCGUAUGUUCUCUUCUAUCAGCGCUCGAUUUCACCGAAUCGUGAAGCUGUACGAGACGAGGCUUUCACUAUGCUCCAUCCGACUAGAAAUGAGCCAAAGUACAAGAUGACGCAUUUCAUAUCAACUGACUGGUUGGAACGAGUUGGAUCUUUUGCUUCCCCAGGGCCGAUCACCAAUCACACCCUUCUUUGCCGACAUGGACACAUCUCACCCAGACGUGCUCAAGCGAUUCCCCAUCUUGUUACAAGAGUCACCUCAUCACUUUGGCAACUUUUGCAUAAUGAAUAUGGUGGUGGACCAGAGUUGACCUCUCUUCAUUACUGCAUGUUAUGUGAACGACGUCAACAACGAUUUGAAGCAAGAAAGAAAAGAGAAUGGGAAGAAUUUAGAAAAAGAGAAAUCUCUGUGAUUGAACUAGAAGCACUUGAUCAAGGCCUUACUUUCUCUUCUCAUCUUCCCCAAAAUUUGAUCAGUACAAGCUGGUUCAACAAUUGGAUGAAAUUCACAAAUGAUCCAUCACAAGAGCCUCCAAAUGAAAUCAACAACGAGUGUUUGCUUGAGGCAUUUGAUGCUGGACGACGAUUGAGGAGACGACCAGCUGCCACGCAAAUCUCGAGAGAAUGUUAUGUGUAUUUGCAAAAGAUUUAUGGAGGAGGCCCUGAGGUUUUCUUACUGGACGGUGCGCAACCAGGAAAAGAUAUUCUUGAAGAAUGGAUUCAAUCAGCAGAGGAUAAACUCGCUGAAAGCAAAGAAAAGUUUUUUGAACAAGCCAAAGAGCGAAUCGAUGAAGAGAUGAAAACCGAGAAAGAGGAA
Mesorhabditis belari is the source of this 2412-nucleotide messenger RNA. Lineage: Eukaryota; Metazoa; Nematoda; Chromadorea; Rhabditida; Rhabditidae. The record is from the annotation of a GenBank genome assembly.